Dermacentor silvarum is the source of this 697-nucleotide messenger RNA. Its product is annotated as peptidyl-prolyl cis-trans isomerase NIMA-interacting 1-like. The transcript has a single exon. The coding region runs from base 123 to 470 and encodes 115 amino acids. Lineage: Eukaryota; Metazoa; Arthropoda; Arachnida; Ixodida; Ixodidae. Gene Ontology annotation, cellular component: cytosol; nucleus. Gene Ontology annotation, molecular function: peptidyl-prolyl cis-trans isomerase activity. The record is from RefSeq and is a predicted model, not a curated record.
CGGAUGUUUAACCAAGAGGCUGGAAGAAACGGAGCAGCCGCUCAAUAGGUGAGCCAUACUACCUGAACACGCUCAUCAACGAGACCCAGUGAGAACUUCGCAGGGAGCCCGCGUCUGAGACUAUGGCCGCAUCGACUAAGGUGCGCUGCUCGCACCUUCUCGUCAAGCACCGUGACUCGCGGAGACCUUCCUCGUGGCGCGAGAAGAACAUCACCCGCACGAAAGACGAGGCACUCGCUCUCAUCAAGGGCUACCGGGAGGAGAUUGUGUCGGGCAAGGCCACCUUCGAGGACCUGGCCAGCCAGUUCAGCGACUGCAGCUCGGCCGAAAAGAAGGGCGACCUGGGCCCCUUCGGCCGGGGCGCAAUGCAGAAGCCCUUCGAGGACGCCUCCUUUGCUCUCAAGGUUGGCGAACUCUCUGAGCCAGUCUUCACCGAGUCGGGUGUCCACCUCAUUUUACGCACGGCCUAGGCCCUGUUCAUAACUGCGCUUUGGACAGGGAUGUGUAACUAACACUGUAACUUGCUUUGGACAGAAGUGUAACUGACAGGCCACUUGACAGAAGGGUUGGCUGGCGCACGUGCUGAGCGUACAACUUGGCAGAAGACAGUGCUGUGGUGGUCAGCACGCAGCAUGCUUCAUGUGACUUCUUGAAGGCUGACUCGCAUUAAUUACACAAUAAGAAAUAGAAGCAAUAA